CAACAAUAUCGCGCCUAUGCCCAACAGGCACCGCAACGGUCGCCGCAUCCCCCGAACCAGCGGCGAGGGGGGAUUGGGCCCAUGAUGUCUUCUGGACCGCAUCCCUCAGUCCCUCUUACACAGGCGCAGAUUGCCCAGCAGCAGCAGGCGCAAGCACAUGCUAGCGAAUUAGCAAAGCGGAGAAGUCGCAAGCCAACCGACAAGAAUAUUCCUGAUGGCGUGGAAGACUGCAUUAUCGAUCCGGAUGGCGUCAAGAGAUAUGCAGAAUUGAGAGAUAUCGAGAGAUUGAUCGACGCCACGAUUACACGAAAACGACUUGAUGUGCUUGAUGACGCAAAACGAAGUUCCAAGUUACGGAAAACACUGCGAGUCUGGAUCAGCAAUACCACCGAAGACCAGAUCUGGCAAGGGAAUAGUCUCAAUGCCGAUUCUUUUGACUUUACACCGGCCACGGAAGCAUCUUACCGUGUGAAAAUCGAGGGUUAUCUCCUGGACGAAGACGAUCAAGCCACGAACGAGGAUGCGACAUCCAAAGCCUCUCCUGCAGCAGACAAACAAGAAGAAGGCGGUUCGACCCAGAAGCCUGCUGGUACGGAGCCGAACCAAAAGAAGCACCGAUUUUCACAUUUCUUUCAAUCCAUUACCGUUGACUUUGAUCGCUCUCGGUUCCGGAAUGGCUCUGAACAUAAUGUAGAAUGGAGACGACCAGAGAGUUCGCAGGGCCAACCAGGUGCUGCCGUGCCUCCUGAAGCUGACUUUGAUGAAUUUACUUUCAAGCGCAAUGGGGAUGAGAACAUGAACAUCACAAUCAAUUUACAGAGACAUGAGUCACCCGAAAGAUACCAGCUGACUCCCGAGCUCGCGCAAAUCGUUGACAUGAAGGAAGCGACGCAACAUGAGGCUGUUAUGGCACUGUGGGAAUACAUCAGGCUAUCCGGAUUGCAAGAGGAUGAAGAAAGGCGUAACUUUCGUUGCGAUGCAUAUCUGAAAAAGGUUAUUGGUCGAGAUUCUGGCGUUAUACCAAUGCUCAGCGAGUAUGUAAUGCCACAUCUUCGUCCUCUGCCCCCCAUUUCUCUCCCAUAUACGAUUCGAGUGGACGAAGAAUUCCACAGAAACCCUCAGCCUACGGUGUACGAUAUUCAGGUGCUGGUGGAGGAUCCCAUUAAGGCUAAUUUGCGUCCUUUGUUGAACAACCCUCAAUACGCUGCCACGUUGAAGCAGAUUACCGGGUUAGAUGAGCAGCUUGCUAGGCUUGUGCAGGCGAUCUCAAUGUCCAAAGCCAAGCACUCCUUCUUCUCAUCGUUGAGUGAAGACCCUGCCAAUUUCGUAAAGAGUUGGCUCAGUUCACAGAAACGCGACCUGGAGAUCAUUAUGGGCGAGGCGGCAAGCGAUGCCGAAAAUGUUGCUGGCGAUGAGUGGCGACGAGGCGGGAACAAUAGCGUGUGGAACAGCCAAAAUGCUCGAGAAAGCGUCAACGUGCUGCUCUCUAGACAACGAUGAAAUUGCUUGGCUUGAGUUUUUGCGAAUUAAUAGGAGAUUCAAACAAAGUUUAUUCAACAGGCGCGGGUGAAUGAGUGGGAAGGAAAUAGAUGAAAAGCUACGGUAGCAAGUCAUGAUAUGUUGCUCGGAGAGCUGGAGUGUGGUUCAAAAGUUGGGUGUGAUAGAUAUCCAACUGAACUUUUUGCUUGCACACCAAAUCAGUUUGUAAUAUUAUCUUCUUUAAUGGCAUACCCCUUGACCUGC
This is a messenger RNA of Trichoderma virens Gv29-8, 1743 nucleotides long. RefSeq lists its product as uncharacterized. The transcript has 4 exons. Gene Ontology annotation, cellular component: nucleus; SWI/SNF complex. Gene Ontology annotation, biological process: regulation of transcription by RNA polymerase II. NCBI's taxonomy places the organism in Eukaryota, Fungi, Ascomycota, Sordariomycetes, Hypocreales, Hypocreaceae. The record is from RefSeq and is a predicted model, not a curated record. Bases 82 to 1500 code for a protein of 472 amino acids.